Molecule: messenger RNA, 432 nt
Organism: Quercus robur (English oak)
Lineage: Eukaryota; Viridiplantae; Streptophyta; Magnoliopsida; Fagales; Fagaceae
Product: extensin
Exons: 1
Coding region: 1-432 (143 amino acids)
Source: RefSeq, a predicted model, not a curated record
AUGUGUUAUGUGGGUAAAGCUACAAAGAUCUUCAUCUUCAUAGUGACAGUGCUGGUGGUUCUUGGACUUGUAUUAGGACUUGGGCUUCUCCGCCAUGGCCUUCAGAAGACCCACAAAUGCUUCGGCGACUCCUGCCAAUCUUCUUCUUCCUUUUCUUCUCCUCCUACUCCGGUGGUCUUCCCCAACCCUGGUUUCGGCCCACCUAAUCCAAAUCCAAAUCCAAGCCCUGACCCCAGCUCCAACCAGCCCAGCCCACCUAACCCCAACCCCAACCCAAGUCUAAGCCCACCUCCACCUAACUCCAACCCAAUCCUAAGCCCACCUCCAACUAACCCAAAUCCAAGUACACCUCCGCCGCCAACUAUGGUGGUUCCGCCGCCAAUGAAUCAGCCUAGUCCGGUGCCGAUCACACCUGGCCCUGCGCAUGCCUAG